Saccostrea cuccullata (small rock oyster) is the source of this 1911-nucleotide messenger RNA. RefSeq lists its product as uncharacterized. The record is from RefSeq and is a predicted model, not a curated record. Lineage: Eukaryota; Metazoa; Mollusca; Bivalvia; Ostreida; Ostreidae. The transcript is spliced from 8 exons. Bases 525 to 1382 code for a protein of 285 amino acids.
GCGAGAAAGCGGAAGUGCGAGAGUUCGCGAGAUUUGGCGUGAAUUGAACCUCUGGAGAUAAACAAAUCCGCGCAUAUACAUAGGGUAGGCAUUAUAGAUUUCUUGUUUUUAGUGAUACAGAAUGGCAUUGUCCAUUCUGUAUUGGUUGAAUUUUGUAUCCGGGACUAAAAAGCUACACCAGAAGUCUGAAGUGGCUGUGAAAUCUGAACACGUACUUAAAUUCCUGUACGAUCCUGAGCUGAGACACGUCCAGGGAAGGGUGCAAGCCAGCAUGAGGGAUAGAAGCUAUCAUAUUAACAUCACACUUGGGGAUAAUUACACUGUGGAAGACAGUAUCUGUGACUGUGUUAAUGGCCAGGAUAAGUGUCACCACAAAGCUUCUCUUCUGUUAUAUGGGUACAAGAAUGUUAGUAAGACGGAUGUCAGAGAAUCUUGGAUAAAACACCCAAAGAGUGGACCCCCAAAGAAAACGAUGACCAUGGAUGAAUUAUUUCCUCCAACACCAAAACUAGCAAAUUAUAGCCAUGCAAUGGAUAGUUUCUGAAGAACCCCCUGCUCCCAAAGUGGAUGUUCCAUGCGUAGAGGAUCUUCUGUUAACGGAAGGUUACACAAGUGCGACCAAUAAAGUGCAGUGGCUUAAAACAAACCUCCGUGUAUCGAAGCAGCAGACAGAACAAGUGGCACAAAUGACAUGUGGUCAACGAACAAAUUAUCUUUGGGCUUUGGUUAAAAAAAAUCGAUUAACGGCAUCAAAUUUUGGUGUGGUACUAUCGGCAAUAAGAAGACAGAGAUUCCCACCAUCAUUAUAUAAGCAAAUCUUUUCCUCAUACAAUCUCUCGACAAAGGAUGCCAUAUUAUGGGGGAUCAGUAAUGAGUCAACUGCUAGGACAAAAUACUGUUCAUUUGGAGAUGCUAUUGUAGAAGAAACUGGUGUAUGGCUGCAUGAGAGUGGCAUAUUGGGAGCCAGCCCUGAUGGAAUUAUUCGACGUGCAGCGACACACAAUUACAACUACCAGGAUGUAGAAUUAACAGACCUACUCGAGUGCAUGGCUGUUAAACCAGAAGUUUUGGAGGUGAAGUGCCCAUUUAGUGCAAGGAAUAUGUCAAUUCCCGAGGCCAUAGAAUCUGUCAAAGACUUUUGCUUGGAUUACCAAAUAUAUGAAGGAAGGAAGUUCUACAAAUUAAAGGAGGGCCACAGAUAUUACGAUCAGGUACAAGGACAGCUGCACAUACUUAACAGGUCAUCAUGCGACUUUGUAGUGUGGACUACGAAAGACAUAGCUAUCGUGAGAAUUCUUCAGGACAGCACCUGGACCCCAAAUAUGUCAAAACUCAUUGAUUUUUACUUUUGUAAAAUAAUCCCAAAUAUUGUUCAGGACUGACAUUUGGAGUGUAUGACAUCAUAUAGGCAAUUUUGUAUAUUUGUACUGAUAUAGGUUUUUUUCAUGAGUGACUUAAAUUGAAGUUUUUGAUUAGUGAUUACCAGUAAUCCCAAUUUAUACACAUACAAAUAUGUUAUAUGUUUAUGUAAUAAUACAGUGAGUUGUAGGGCAAUGUCAGACUUGUAUACCUGCUACAUUGAAUAUUUUGGGACUUGACUUGAACCGCUUGUUUUCAGUAAUCAUGAGGCACUAUUUAUAAGGAAUCUUAUUGUUAUACAUAUGUACUCGGGGUAAAGCUGGAAACCAACAACAGAAGUUAUACUUUGUUUUCUGAAUUAUUUCUGAAAGUUUUCUCAUCAUUACACAUAAUCAUGAAUAAUUAUUUCUUGAGUUUUAUAUUGUAUUGAUUGAUUUUUGCUUGUAGUGUAUUUCAGGUUGUUCUUAGUAUUUCUUACCACUUAAAAAUACACAAUAUAAUUUUUUAAUACAGUGAAAGAUUUCUUUCAGAACUGUAGAAGAAAUAAGUUAA